Molecule: messenger RNA, 981 nt
Organism: Cephus cinctus (wheat stem sawfly)
Lineage: Eukaryota; Metazoa; Arthropoda; Insecta; Hymenoptera; Cephidae
Exons: 1
Coding region: 240-941 (233 amino acids)
Source: RefSeq, a predicted model, not a curated record
ACAAGGAAAUUAUUUGUUAAUCGCGCAGAGACUGACAGAUCCACAACGAUAUUUAAAAAUGAUUCUUGUCACGCCCGAGAAGUUCUCCUGUUCCCGUGAAAUUUUUCGAGGCGUCUCGGCCUUUCGACAUUUCCCAACGUGCAACGAUUCUUCUCAACCAGUCGAGCUUCUCUUGUCUGUCUCAGUCCGAGGCUGCCUGUCAUCGCGAAAUUCAUUGUGAAAUGUAUCACCGUUAAAUCAUGAUCACGUUAGGAACACGAAUCGACGGUGACCGUCGUCUUCUGCAGUUCGAUAGCUACGACGAGUACCUGGAUGCCCUAGUGAUACCCAAAGAUCUCUUCUAUCUAAGAAGCACGUCGGUGGCGCGUCAGGUCGCCGAAUUGGGUUACAGAUGCACCGGCGAGACACUCGAUAAACACUCCUUCAACGCACGGCUACGUGCUGUCAAGAAUUUACUCUUUCCCGUACAAAAGGCUUACGAACUUUCCUCGGAGCUUCUAACCCCAAGUGAUCCAUUCGAGCAGCAAUUAGCAUUUCGUGAAAGAUCCAACAGACUCGGUGUCCUAUCGACUAUUAUAUUCGUACGCAACUACACUAGAUUCCAUUUCGAGGUGUCUGGCUACAUAGACUUUAAGUCACGACUGGAAAACGAAGACUGGCGUCCAUUUUUUCAAGGAAGAAUUAAACUCUGGCCUCAGCCUACCGAUCUUGGAUAUUAUCACUGGAGAAUGGGCACCACCUUGCUCAACGAAUCUAAUAAUUACGUCCCGGUUAUAGAUCCGGAGCGUGGACUCCUCUUCAAGAAUAUUCACGACAGGAAACUUAUCUGGGUAGAUCCUGGAGCGCCGUCCCCUGGCGUAAAUACGACGCGCGUUCGUAUCCACAGCGACAAGUACGAGCAAAUAAUACUCUACGAUCAUAUAGUGCGCAGUAAAAUUUAGAAAAAUCGGAAACAGGAGAAUCCUCCGUGAAUAGUUCCCG